Molecule: messenger RNA, 6865 nt
Organism: Perca flavescens (yellow perch)
Lineage: Eukaryota; Metazoa; Chordata; Actinopteri; Perciformes; Percidae
Gene: clip2
Product: CAP-GLY domain containing linker protein 2
Exons: 18
Coding region: 1286-4408 (1040 amino acids)
Biological process (GO): cytoplasmic microtubule organization
Cellular component (GO): cell cortex; nucleus; microtubule plus-end
Molecular function (GO): microtubule plus-end binding
Source: RefSeq, a predicted model, not a curated record
CGUGUUGACAGUGGACAUUGAGUUUAAACCGCUAAAUUAGCUCUAUCAUUCUUCCAUGCAUUCAUUAUGUUUCAGAUAUCUUCUCAAAUCUGCCUGUUAUAGCUGUCAGUUUGCCUGUGCUCGAGCUCAAAGAGAACCCUACACCAAACUUGAAUUAGAAGUUUCGCUAUUUAAUGUUUCAUUACUUAUUAACGAAUGUACGAGCACUUUUUGUGAAUCAAGACCUUGUAAGGAAACAUUAGUAACCAGUUUUCAGUUCGGCAUACGCAAGGUGUUUCAAACAGCACUGCAUUCGUGUAAAAUGUUGACUUUAAUUACUGGCACGACAGAUGUUUUCCAUUUGAAGAUGCAUUGUCAAAGGCGGAUAAAGAACACUGGGAGCCGUGUCAUAAAUGUGGUAUAUUAUGUCGAAAACCGUUAUUUUGUAGAUUGUAUUGAUGCCGAACAACAACCGUAGUACCAAUGUUUGGAAAUGGCAUUGAGUCAUGCGUUUUGAGUCAUGUAUAUGGAACCGAUAAAGACGGGCCAGUUUAAAUCCCCUUCCUUUUAAACGGAGAACGUCACGGAGAUGAGCUAGACUUUAGUUUACUCUCAUCUUUCCCCCAGGAGGCUCUGCUUCCCAGCCCCUUUGUUCAGUCUAGCCGGUGGGUUGAGUCAGAGGGAGGCUGUGCUAACCCAACAUAUCCAUACCACUGUGGGAACACCGACAAGAGUGAGAACGGGCCGGAAAAAAAUAGCCGAUUAUCAGGGAGACCAGACUGAGACUGUUAGCUUGUUUAAUCAGAGCCAGACAAGAGAAAAGUUGAUUUUGAGUGUUGCUGAUGCUGCGUUUCUUUUCGGGAACCGUAAGGACCUGUGUGCCAGUGUUCGGCUACACUUAAACAGCGGUAUACAUGUCGAUUAUCUUUGCUCUUUGGUAGCCGCUUCAGCUAUCUUCCUGAAAAAAAAAUGAACCGGCAGGCUAACUGCUAAGCCAUCACCGGGUCUAUUGCUGACACCGUGCAGUUGUUGCCAUCAUCCACUGAUCCACGCUGACUCUCCCUUUCAGUUUCUGCUCAGCAUCCAUAUUUGCAUCCCAGGGAGUGGCAACCACUAGUCCCUCUCUUCUGGCAAGAAAAUUGAAAGUUGGCCGGUUGUCGGACACCCCUUCGGACGCUCCAAUUUCGCAUAGAAAUCUAAACAUGGAGAGCGACAGCCACCACUGCCACAUCUAGUGACUGAUCCACAAGCCUUCAUCACCCAGGGAGGAGCUCUCAGGUCCUGGCCGUCUCCUUGUUUCCUUAGAAUGAAUAUGCUCAAGUCCAGUGGACUGAAAAUCCCUGGCCGGGGACCCAAGCAUUCCAGCCCAGUGGGAAGGACCUCAGCGGGAGGAACCUCCAGCCCUCUUGUCCCUAGAGACAAUGCUCCACUCAAGCCCACCACACCAACUAAAAUCUCUGAAGAGGGCGACGAGGUUUUGGGGGAUUACACAGUGGGUGAACAGGUCUGGGUCAACGGUGUCAAACUAGGAGUUAUUGCCUACCUAGGGGAGACCCAGUUUGCCCCGGGACAGUGGGCAGGCGUGAUACUGAAUGACCUAGUUGGCAAAAAUGACGGCUCAGUGGGCGGCGUGCGCUACUUUGAGUGCCAGCCCCUCCAGGGCAUCUUCACGCGACCCUCGAAGCUCACCCCACAGCCGGUCGGAGAGGGAAGUGACAGCCACUCCACUGACUCGCUCUCUGCCCAGAAUCUGACUCAGCAGGGCGGCAAUGGCGCCCCCCAUGGCCAGCGGGUGGUGGUGCCACUGAGAGAGGGCCUGGCCCUGCUCAACAGCGCAGUGAAAACGGGCAACGAGUCGGGGUCCAACAUGUCUGACAGCGGUUCGGUUAAGAAAGGUGGGGAUAAGGAUCUUCGAGUUGGAGAUCGAGUUUUGGUGGGAGGCUCUAAGAUGGGAGUCAUACGCUAUAUGGGAGAGACCGACUUCGCCAAGGGUGAAUGGUGUGGGGUGGAGCUGGAUGAGCCCCUGGGGAAGAAUGAUGGUGCAGUGGCUGGUACAAGAUACUUUCAGUGUCUUCACAAGUUUGGCCUGUUUGCGCCAAUCCACAAGGUGAUCCGCAUCGGCUUCCCUUCCACCAGCCCGGCCAAGGCUAAGAAGAGCAAGCGGAUGGCCAUGGGGGUUUCCUCUCUGGCCCACAGCCCCAGCAGCUCCUCCAUCAGUUCAGUCAGCUCGGUGGCCUCCUCCGUGGGUGGACGACCGAGCCGAACUGGGCUGCUGACCGAGACAUCUUCGCGCUACGCCCGUAAGAUCUCGGGCACCACCGCGCUCCAGGAAGCCCUGAAGGAGAAGCAGCAGCACAUCGAGCAGCUGCUGGCCGAGAGGGACCAGGAGCGAGCCGACAUGGCCAAGGCCACCAGCCACAUCUGUGAGGUGGAGAAGGAGCUGAGCGUCCUCAAGGUGCAGCACGUGCAGUAUGUAACAGAGAAUGACAACACCCUCCAGCAAAUCAAAGCCAUGUUGGCUAGCACACAGAAAGAUAAACUGGAACUGUCCAAUCAGCUUGAAGAAGAGAAAAGGAAAGUGGAGGACCUCCAGUUCAGAGUAGAGGAGGAAUCCAUCACCAAGGGAGACCUGGAGACUCAGAGGAAAAUGGAACGCGCCCAUAUCCGUCAGCUUGAGCAGAGCCUGCUCCUCGAAAAGUCGAGAGCAGAGGUGCUUCAGAAAGACUUAGAGAAGAGGAGGCAAACCACAGUUGAAGAGCAUAGUCGUAUCAUGCUGCUGGAGGAGGAGCUCCGCCUCAGGAGGGCUGAGAUGGAGAACCUCCAGGCCAAACUCCGAGGAUCUGACACAAGCUCGCAGCAAGCCACCGACAGUGACAACGCCCCGGGGUCUGACACCCAGCCGGAGGCCCUCGCCCUUCGCACGCAGCUGGUGAUGGCAGGCCGCGAGCACCACAAGGAGAGCAGCGAGCUUAAAGAGAAGUACGAGGCGGCAUUAGCAGCGAGCCAGCAGGAGAUAGACUCACUGAAGGCAGUGGUGGAGGAUAAGCGCCAGGAGGUCAGUAGGAUGAAGCAGAAAGUCCAACAGGCCAACAAGGAAAACAUGGAAAUGAUGGACACCUGGAAGGUUAAAUUUGACAGUUUAGUAAUUGACCACCAGCGUUCCUUGGAGGAACUGAAGGCCUCAUUGAGCGGUGAUCGUCCUACUCCAGCAGGCACGGAGCAGGACGCCCAGGAGCUGAGAGCCGCUCUGGAUAGCCUGAAGACGGAGCACCAGCUGGAGAUGGAGAAUCUCAAGGCCAAACAUAAGAUCGAAGCCGCCAUUCUGACCAUGGAACGCGAAGACCUCUGUGGUCGUCUUCAGGAGGCCAAAGACCAGCUGGCCGAGGGCAGCCAGACAUGGAGGGCCGAGGCACACGCCAAAGGCGGCAAGCAGGCCCUGGAGGAGGCUACCGAGAAGCUACAGAAGGCAGAGCAGAGGCUGGCGGAAAUGGAGAAGCUUCAGACGGAGCAGGGCCAAAGCACAGAGGAGCUGAGAGGGAGACUGGAGCUGUCAGAGAAGAAGAUGACGGACUAUCAGGCUCUGCAGAAGGCCCAGGCGGAGAGCCAAGAGGAGAUCCAGAAGCUGGAGGAGAAGCUGAGGGUGACGGCGAACCAGCUCCAGGCCAUCCAAUCAGACCGCUACACAUCCCAUGAUGCAAAUGUGAUAGAGGAUAAUGAAAUUUCAGAUGAGAAGAUGAAGCUGAAACAGAAUAUCGAAGAAACAAUGGAGAAGUUGUUGAAAAGGGAAAAAGAGGUCUCGACUCUCACUUCCCAGGUUGAAGUCCUCAAGUUCCAGAUGGGAGCACUGGAGGGCAAAGUUCGCUCAGCAGAAAAGAAAGCCGAAGCCCUGGCCAAGGAGAAGAUGCGUGUGGAGGUAGAGCUGGAGUCCAUGACCAAGAAGUCCCACGAUGCCUCGGGGCAGCUCGUCAAUAUCAGCCAGGAGCUGCUGAAGAAAGAGAGGAGUCUGAAUGAACUGAGGGUGUUACUCCUGGAGUCACAUCGCCAUUCACGGGACAUGGAGAAAGACCUGAACCGAGAAGUGCACAAGGCUGAGUGGAAGGUCAAGGAGCAGAAACUUCAGGAUGACAUCAAGACCCUGCGUGAAAAAUUGCUUCUACUGGGUCGGGAACAUUCUUCACCUGACCACCGGCGGUACUCCAUGCUGGACCCCUCUGUCCUGGACUCAGAGGUGAUCCGCCUGCGCCAACGGCUGCUCAGCACUGAGGACGCCCUGAGGAACGCCAUGGAACACAACCAGCAGGUCGACCAGCUGGUCCAGGCCAUGCGCAGGCAUCCAGAUAAAAGCCCGGUGCAUGGUGCAAAUUCAGCCAAUGGAAUUCAUCAUGAGGAGUCAGGAGGCACUCGAGAUGUUGGAACAACACUGAUAUGAGCAGAAGGGAUAAGACUGAACUGGGACAUGCAGAAGUCCAUCUUAAAGAAAAGCUCAUCCAACGUUUCUCCUGAUCCUGCGAUGGACGCCUGAAGAAGAUUUCAGUUUGCAGUUAAUACCAAAACAGCGAAUCUCUAUCUUGAGUGAAUUUAUGUGUUGUUGCAGAAAGCAGCUAUUAGCCAAUCAUGAAGACCGCUUAAAGUACUAUAAAAUAUAAACAGGAAAUGGCACAUGGACAUGAAGAGAUAUUAUCGGUAUAACUCCUGAGAACGUACAGUAUGGCAACUUUUGAUGCUUUACAGUAGUUAGAAAAUUUCAAUCUGCAAGUUGCCGGGAACUCUGUGACAAUUCUUAAUUUUGAACCAGAAGGAAAAAAACGGCUGAUUGACAACGAUGUGAAGAACUGAAGAAUUGGGUCUCAGUCGCUUUGUUUGUUUAAUUUAUUACUUUUACUUUGCUCCUCAGCCACUUGGCCAGUGAUACUCAGAGCAACUCUUCAUGAUGACUGACUAUUUUAUACUGAGUUUGGCUCAUUUGUCACUUUACUUAAUACCUGAUGAGAGAAUUGGUUGCAAACUCAUUACAGUCAGCUCUGUCCAGUGUUUACACUCCUGCUUUAGUGUACAAUAUGAUAACAAUUGUGGGUGACUGGUGUUAAUGGAAGUAUUAAAAAGGACCUUUUUAAAGUAAUACUCCACCCAAAAUUAUUUUGUCUUUUGAUUAACAAAACACAAACACAUUAGGCUUGCAAAAUAGCUGUAAAAAGAUUUGUAUUAUCCUUUGUUGUUAUCAGGCUGGUUACAUUUGUGUAACAAUGGAUUCCAAUUUUUUUUUUUAACUGUCCACAAAACCUCCUUAACCACUUCCCCAGUCUCCAUUAAUGUGCUGAAUCUGUUCCAAACUUUGUUUUUGUUUUUCCCGCCAGGACAUCGCUAAAUACUCUGCUUCUGUCUCAAUCCUAAUGCACCUUUUGAUACUAAAAAAAAAGUACUUUUUAAGCAGUCCACAUUAGUUUUUUGUCGGUUACGAAAAGUUUGCAAAACCCUGCGCUGUCUCGAUAACAUCAAGAGCAAGUUACAGUACUCUUGAAGUAUCCUGAAUGAAUAUUGUUUAACUCUGUGAAAACCGUUCCAUGUUUAGAUUUGGGUCUUUACGUAAAGUAAUCAAGCAUAACAUGAUGGAGAAGGUGGAGGCACAACAUAAAGCAGAGUGGUGUUCCCUCUGGCAUACUGUGAGUGCAUUAUCACACUUAUAUUAUGGUCACUUAUCAAAGAAAACAGGAAAAUCUAAUUUUGUUUCUUUUUAGCUAACAUAUGUAAAAUAGUUGGUUUAACCCUUAGUUAACUUAACUAUUAACAUACUCUAAAGCAGCAUUGCUGUUGCUACUGUACUGUAUGAUUACUAUUAUCAGAACCUGUUGAACUAUGUUAGAGGUGUUGGAACCCAACAAAUCACUAUUAUUUCUAUGCCAAUGACAUAACGUGACUGGUCCAGCCUUAUUAAAGCUGCCACAAGUUAUUGUGAAUCACCAACAACUGCUUAUUGUGAUGUAUUCUAAAUCAUACAUGUGAAUACACUAUAGGAGAGAGUUAUCUGUUGCAGGACUGACAGACAUGAUUUCAACCACCAAUCCUCUCUUCAGGAAUUGGGUAAGGUGGCUAUUGGGCCAAUCUUCUUAAAAAGUAGUUCUUUUUUUUUUUUUUUUUUGUCAUUGCACAUCAUUGGACCCCUCUGCUAGGACUUAAUGAAACUGGGAGGCCUCCUGAAUUCAGCUCUGAGUUAUGUUACAGUAUAUUAAUAGAAUUAAUAAUAGUUAAUUAUUACAGACUUUUGCGUUCUCUUAAACUCUGUCCGACCCCGUACCAAUACACCUUAUCAGUAAUUAUCAGCUAUUUUAUUUACUGUGGACUAUGUAUCAGUGCAGACUCCAUCCAUAUAAUUUACUUAUAUAUGGUACAGCAUAGCAGUACUAUUUGAUGCCCCUUUUAAUGCUGUAUCUAAAUGUCCCUGGAUUACUUUACUGACCUUUUUCUUACGUAGGGCUACUGAAGGGCUGUCACAGGAGCUAAAAACCCAAACAAUGGAUGUAAAAUGUUACACUCAACCUUCCCCAGGUUGUCAACAUUUGGAUUUCAUUUGCAAAAAUGUUAUCGACACAUAUGGAACUUAUACUGUAAGUCUUCAGCAUAUUGUUUUAUCCAUAACUAAACUAUGAGAUCCUGUUUGUAGUUGGUCAUAGGUUAUUGCUGCACAAGAGACAUUACACAGAGGUGAGUGGUGUGUAAAGUUUGGAGAAGUGUCUGAGCAAAACAUGUAAGGCAGGUGCUGGUCAGCAAAGAUAAAACCUAAAUUUUCCAUUGGAUAUUGUACAUGGCCUUUUCAGCUGGAGGGUUCAUACCCUUUGGAUUAUUGCUGCAAUGGUUUCGGAGAUUGAGUCAUUAAAUAUUAACAAUGUGG